AGAGAUGGGUAUAUAUAUAUAUAUAUUCUCUUUAGUCAUCAUGUUUUUUUUGGGUGUUUUCUCUUGUAAUCAAACGAGAUAAUUAAAAACCAGAUAUUUCUGUAAGAACUAAGAAGAGUCCGAAAGGUUUUUUGUUUUAAAGUUGUUUAUAUUUGUGGGAAGGCCUUUAGAUUUAAGCUUGAGUUGUGCUUUUCUUUGUCUCUUUGGGCAGAAACUGAGAGAGUGAAUAUAUAUUAUUACCAAAGAUUUAUCUGCUUGUGUUUGGAGAAAUCCUUGUUUUCUACUGUGUUUUUCGCCUUUUUGAAAGCUAUCACUUUUAGGAAUUUAGCUGCAAAAUACAUUAAAAAAAAGGAGAGGAAGAAAGAAAUUAUGUCUGGUGAAGCUUUCUCUAUCCCUUCUUCUUCAACAGGAGGGUUCAUUCAAGACCAAAAUAAUGCAAACCCUAACCCUAAAGCUAAUCCAAAUCCUGUUAAGAAGAAGAGAAAUCUUCCAGGAAACCCGGAUCCAGAUGCUGAAGUUAUUGCUUUAUCCCCCAAAACUCUCAUGGCUACAAACAGAUUCGUAUGCGAAAUCUGCAAGAAAGGUUUCCAAAGAGACCAAAAUCUGCAGCUUCAUCGCAGGGGACAUAAUCUUCCAUGGAAGCUGAGGCAAAGAACCAACAAAGAAGUUCGUAAGAAGGUUUAUAUUUGCCCCGAGAAAACCUGCGUUCACCACGAUCCGUCCAGAGCUCUCGGCGACCUCACCGGGGUAAAGAAACAUUACAGCAGGAAACAUGGGGAGAAGAAGUGGAAGUGCGAUAAAUGUUCGAAGAAAUACGCUGUUCAAUCCGACUGGAAAGCUCACUGUAAAACCUGUGGUACUAGAGAGUACAAGUGUGACUGUGGCACAUUAUUUUCCAGAAAAGACAGCUUCAUCACCCAUAGAGCCUUUUGUGACGCUUUAGCUGAAGAAAGUGCAAGGCUUACUUCUGUUGCAGCAACAAGUUCAACCUUAAAUUUCAGAAACGAUGCUAUGAAUCUGCCUCAAGGAUUUUCUGGUUUUCCUCAAGAUUUUCCUGGGAUGCCUGCAGCAGGUUUGACUGAGAUGGUUCAAAUGGCUCCAAGCAAUCUCUUUGGUUCAUCUUCACACUUUCCUGGAUUCGAAGACGGUGGUGGAACUUCGUCAAAUCACAAUCUUUCCUGUAAAGAAGAAGGAGGAAAUGAAGGCAGUUUAAUGGAAAGCCUGUCGUCUCUAUGCUCCGAUUCUCAAAACAAACAAUCCAAGCCUACUGCUUCUCCUAUGUCGGCGACCGCACUCUUGCAGAAAGCGGCUCAGAUGGGUUCAACGAGAAGCAAUCCAUUGUUCUUCGGGAACAGUUUCGGUAUCAAUCAGUAA
Hibiscus syriacus is the source of this 1374-nucleotide messenger RNA. Its product is annotated as zinc finger protein JACKDAW-like. The transcript has 5 exons. Bases 370 to 1374 code for a protein of 334 amino acids. Gene Ontology annotation, cellular component: nucleus. Lineage: Eukaryota; Viridiplantae; Streptophyta; Magnoliopsida; Malvales; Malvaceae. The record is from RefSeq and is a predicted model, not a curated record. Gene Ontology annotation, molecular function: DNA-binding transcription factor activity.